Messenger RNA from Rhopilema esculentum, 3748 nucleotides. RefSeq lists its product as uncharacterized. Gene Ontology annotation, molecular function: DNA-binding transcription factor activity, RNA polymerase II-specific; transcription cis-regulatory region binding. Gene Ontology annotation, biological process: regulation of transcription by RNA polymerase II. Lineage: Eukaryota; Metazoa; Cnidaria; Scyphozoa; Rhizostomeae; Rhizostomatidae. The record is from RefSeq and is a predicted model, not a curated record.
AGCUCUAAGUUUAUCAGUUGCUUUUGCAGAACUUGUGGAUAGAUUUAGGAGUCUGUUCAUUGGCUUUCUAUGUUUAUUUUAUGUUAUUUAAUGCUUAAAAACGCAAGAUUUUUCGAAGUUUUGCUACAUUGAGCAUAGGAUCUUAGCAGGUCGAUGACCUUAUUCGGAUCGGCAUGGAAACGGUUUGUCCAAUGAGGUAGUUUUCUUAAUUAGAACCAGCCAAUAAGAGCUCGGCAAUUCGAAAUCGUUCUUAUUCAUGUGCUUUUGUGCGAUUACUCAAGCGUGACGAUCAACGUUCCAUCCAGCUGAAAACUUGCUGCACUGCAAACAAAUGCAGCACAAAAAUUAACCACAAGGAUCACAGAAAAAACAUUCUUAUAAACCUACUGCACCGACGAACACCACACCAUGUUUAGCCCAUACCAAAACAACAUUUACGAAUUAGAUACUUUGACCGCACAGGAAGUUGACUACGAGUUGAAUUAUAACAAUUUUAGCGCGAAUUUCAAUUAUGGAGAAAUGCUCACUCAGGAUGCAGUGCUCAUGGACCAAAACAGAACAGCGAUGAAAAUGAAAUCGGAUAACGCAAGUACGAAAGAUCUAAAUGGAUUGCAAUGGCUGCAGAAUACAUCUUUGCCUGUUGAUCACACUGGAAGUAGGACUGUGCAGUUGAUGGUUGAUCCGAACACCAAUUUGCCAGUACAGUAUACAACCCGGCCUAUGCAGAUGGCGAUGCAUCAUCCUAUAUAUCCUAGAGCUGAUCUUACUUUGCACGAUGUGACUGGCCUGACUUCACCUAAAUUGCAAAUCAAACCUGGAAAAGAGAACGGAAAUCCAGAACAGAAAACAUACCCUAAGCCAGUUUUUAGUUACUCUUGCCUCAUUGCAAUGGCCUUAAAUAACAGUGAUUCUGGAAGUCUACCAGUCAGCGAAAUCUACAAGUAUAUGCAAGGAAAGUUUCCAUACUUCAAAACUGCUCCUGAUGGUUGGAAGAAUUCUGUUAGACAUAAUCUAUCACUGAAUAAGGCAUUUUGCAAGCUAGAAAGACCAGACGGAACUUCGCAGAGGAAAGGGUGUUUAUGGUCGCUGCGACCGGAGAAGCAAGAAGCUUUGGAAAGAGAGAUCCGGAAAUGGAAAAAGAAGCACCCGGAGGCGAUCAAAGCUGCAAUGGCCCAUCCAGAGGAUCUAAGCAUCUCUAGUGAUUCAAUGGAUGACUCCAUGGACACAACCAACAACACGCCAGAGCACACUGUACCCGAGGUGACAAAUAUCCAAUUAGAGCCACAGCUUAGCUCAGAGCCACAAAUCCAAUCCCAGCAGUCAAGUAGCAACGAAGACGCUGAUUUAGCAGCUGCUGAUGCUGCGAAGGAGCUGUUCGGAAGCGAUUUAUUCCAUGACGUGCACGCCGAAGAAUUCUGGAACGACCUUCUGUCUACCAACACGAGUGAGCACAAUCUAAAUUUUUUUGAUAAUGUCCAUGAUUCAAGGCCUGAUGUCUCAACUGUGGAGCUGGACAGUUCUUUGAAGUUAGAGUCAACCACACAAGGGUAUUACUUCCAACCAAGCGCGCAGGCAGCGCAAAGCACGAUAGCUGGCUUGUAGGUUGGCCUCCUUGUACUGCGCUUUGGCAAUGAGCUGUGGCAUUGCACUUUGGCAUUGCACUUUGGCAUUGCGCUUAGGCAUGCAGCUUUGUUGAAGGACGCGAUGAGCUUUGCGUGCGCUUUAUGCUUGGAUUUGUGACUAAAGCCCGGCUGCUUUUAAAUUUUUAUCUAGGAGGGGAAGCGAUGUUUUUAUGAAAACAGGAUUUUUUAGGAAAGCGAGCUUUUAACCACUAGGCAUUUAUGAAUAAAAUGUGACGUCUUGUAAUUGAAGGCAUUUUUAAAGCCAUGACUCACUCGCGACUCCUGAGUAAUAUAACUAUCGGGGAGAACUUCACGAUCUACAGUUAUCGGUGCAAUAGGUCAUUUGUCCACGGGACCAAACAUUUUAGUGCCUGUUUUGAAAUAUAUUCUCUGUGUAUCCUGUUUAAAAUUUUGCAAGGAAAAUGCUGAACAUAACCUAAACCGUUUGUAUUAGUUUGGAACUAGGACGUAAACUGAGGUUCCCCUUUCCCUUCCCCCCCCCAAUCUCUCCCCUGAUCCAGUGAGCCUGGGACAUUAAGAUGAGGCGAUAUAGCUGUCCCCGUCAUUCGAAAACAAGCUUACGUCACUAUCGAUUUCAAAUUCAGAAAUAAAUGAUAAUAUAUUCGACUAUCAUUGUUACAAUUUUUGAUAGAUUUAACAAUAUUUUAUAGUUGUAAAAAUUUUGUCCAGGAUCUUAUAUUAACUUUGUAGAUAUGACAGUACUUUGCUGUGUAUAUUUCGUCUGUAAGAUAUUCGUCGACAGCUAUGUGUAUAGGUAUUUUGUUAGAAGCUUAACGCACUCCAUAGUGAAAUUUUCUUUAAGUAGCAUUAGUCGUCUAACUAUUUACUGAAAAUGAUUCAGGAAAUGCAAUUUUACAAAUCUUGCACAAAUCUUGCAAAAAGAUUGAUUCAUUUUCAGGUAAAUAGCUAUGUAAAACGACAAGAUAUCGUUUGAAAUGAAAAAUGCAAUGUCGAAUACAAUCGAUCGUUAAUCAUAAAAGCAUUUCUUAUUUCCUUCAGCAAUAAAAUUGCAACAAGUUGCCAAAAUUGCGAUGUUUCUUCCGAACUUGAGUUUAAAUUUCAGUCAAAAUGUUACUUUUUUCCUUGCGCAAGGUUUAAUUUUUGUAAAACUGUCGCAUCUGAUUGUCGAUUGUUUUACUUGGAAGAAGCUUUGUUUCAUGUUUGCACGGUUUUUGCUGCUGUUUCUGUAAUCAUUACGAAAAUUCUACAAUCCUUUUUAACUCGUUCGAGUCCCAUUAAAUUCUAUUUUUGUGUAAACAAACCAACAAUACAUCAAUGAAAUAUUAUACUAUAGAGGAAUAAUUCUUUUAUCAAAUUGAUUUGACAUUGUAAACUGAUAGAAUAUAAAUGUACAUAUUUUCUUUGUUUUUAAUAAUAACUGAAAGGGUGUUUUUGGAAAUCCUGCAGGUUGUUCCAAAACAGAAAGAGUUGUUCCAAGACACCCUUUGUUUUAUUGUAUGUAGUGUAUAACUCUGCACAUUUUUAGAACAUGUUUUCCUAUUUAUGAAGAGAUAUGUCGCUGGCUUUGCUAAAUGAUGGUUGCUUGAACAAAUGCCUGUACCCACACAUGAGCGAUAUAUAAAACAAACACUGCACCUAUUUAUUAAAACCUGUGCAGUUUAAAAUUUGCUUGAAAGUUAUUUCCAAGCUUGAAAACGUACUCAGCUUUAGAAAAGCUAAAUAAUAGGGCAUUUUAUCAGUACUAUUCGUUUUAAUUUAUUUUCUGAAUCGUCUUGGCAAAUAACAUACAUAUUUGUUAUGUAUCUGAACGUUUUUGAAAAACUUGGCUAGAUUUUCUUAUAAAAAGCGAUACAAUUUCCCUCUAAAUUGCUGAUAUUCUACAACCAAGUUAUUUCAGUCUCACCAAAAAAGAAUAAUUGACGUUUUGAGUUCUGAGAUAAUUUUCAAAUGACUGUAGCAUGUUACAGUUUCAUUAAGAAUGAUACACCAAGCGAACUAUUUGGCAAAGACAGCGAUAAUACUUUUCAUUGUGCAUUUCAUAAUUGUAUAUAUGUAAGUUCUAUUGUUAUAACUUCUUAGAAUAUCAUAAUAAUUCUGAAAAAUUAGUAAGGGUUUGCUUUUAGAGAUGAUUUUUGAAUUCUCAA